This is a messenger RNA of Paramuricea clavata, 586 nucleotides long. NCBI's taxonomy places the organism in Eukaryota, Metazoa, Cnidaria, Anthozoa, Malacalcyonacea, Plexauridae. The record is from the annotation of a GenBank genome assembly.
AUGAGUAAAGCCUUUGACAGCAUUAAUCACAAUAUACUUCUUGCUAAAUUGGAGGAUGUUGGCGUUUCACCUUCAUGCCUGACUUGGUUUAGAAGUUAUCUGAGCGAAAGAUAUCAAGCAGUACGCAUAAAUUCUACUCUAUCUGAGAAAUUGCCAGUGGUUAGUGGUGUCCCACAAGGAAGUAUUCUCGGUCCGUUGCUCUUCAGUAUUUAUGUCAAUGAUCUACCGUCUGCCCCUAAAACGUGUUCCUCUGAAUCGUAUGUUGACGAUACUAAACUCCUUCUGUCCUUCCAUAUCAAUGACUCUAAUGCUUGCUCUGGUUGAUCUGAAUGAAGACUUAAUUAGAAUUCGAAAUUGGUGUUUCGACAACUUGCUCUUGCUCAACCCAGGCAAGACCAAAUUGAUGGUCUACGGAAGUCGUCAAAUGCUCGCAAGGCUACCUGAAUUUAGACUCUCACUACUCGGUAAAGAACUAACACCUGCUGCAACAGUCAAAGAUCUGGGAGUUACGUUUGACCCAAUCCUCUCCUUCGACAACAUAUCCUUUCCACCGUCUCGUCCUGCAAAUCAAGCCUCUGUCAGAUAA